AUGGUCACAAAAUUAGUCCCUGCGGGCCGGGAGAUCUGGUUGGAUGGACUCCGCGGUAUUGCCGCAGUCAUUGUUGUUUGGUUCCAUAUGACAGCUGGAAAGCUUGCCACACCUUAUCGAUCUUUCUGGGACUUACCAGCAUCUGACAAUCGACAACUAAUCCAGGUCUUACCCUUUCGAAUCUUCUUCUCCGGACCUGGCAUGGUCGACAUCUUCUUUGUGGUAUCUGGAUACUCCAUCUCCAUUGGCCUGAUCAAAUUUCGUCACGAGGGUUCCAUGGCCAGGUUCUACCAGAGAUUGACAAGCAGUGUGGUCAGAAGAAUGUUCCGAUUGUGCUUCCCAGUUGCAAUCAUGAUGCUAGGAAGUCAUGCGCUGUACUAUACUGGGCUUUACACUAUACCUUUCAAAGAAGGCACAGGAUGCGCAGGCGCACACCCAUGGGAGUCUCCGAUCCCACAUGUUCAGUGCCUAGCACGAUCUUUGGUCAGCAUCAUAAACGUGGAGAACAUCCAAAAUCUGACCCUCAAUGAUCACUUCUGGACAAUUCCCGUUGAGAUACGUGGCUCUAUGAAAGUAUACCUGACACUGCUUGGACUAUCAAACGUCCGCAAGACAGCAAGAAUUCUCAUCAUAGGACUACUUUGUGUACGAUCAUGGUGGAAUGGUACACCCGAAUUUAUGGCCUUCUUUGCAGGAGUCUUGUAUGCAGAACUCAGCGCUUCCGUGUCAUUUGGACAGCACGAGAUACUGUCACCUUUGCUCUCUUCUCGUCGACACAACUGGAGGUUGAGCCCAUCCAAGACUGUACUGAAUCGACUGUCAUCCUUGUCGAUAUAUUUGGCCUUUCUUUUGGGCAUCUACCUCCUUUGUCUACCCAUACGAAUUCAGUCUGAGGGUACCAUUGACGCAAACUUCCCACCAGACUGGUUCUUUCUCGAAUGGUGUCCUCCGCUCCUAUGGUGGAACACGGAAACCACAAUGCGCACAUGGCAUACAUUUGGCGCUAUUUUGGUUGUUGGUAAAGAACCAAGACUCGACUGGGCGCGAUAUGAUCUGCGGAAAGCUACGAGUACCACGACAUCUGCACAUAAGGAGGCAGACGCCGAGAAGGGUGAGAAAGCAUCCGAGACACGCUCAAUAAAGCAACGAAGCCAUGCUCUGGACGCAUCGACGGAACGUCUCCUGUGUCGACCUCUCGUUGAAGAAGAUUGGCCAGAAUACCACAAGAUGCUACAGGAAGAACAGACGAUGAUCAACGCGGGCGUGGGCCCAAUGUUAUUUCCCAGAGCAGCUCGAGCCUACUUCGACAGUCAACGAGAAGAUUGGGCAUCAGUUGGAAUCUUCGUCCUCAACAUGGAUGACGACGGUGCCGAAGGCGAGUUCAUCGGUACAGGAGGGGUGUACUGGUCCAAAGAUCGAUUACCUGAAGUAUGCUACGUACUGAAGCAGAAGUUUUGGGGCAAAGGCCGCGCCACUGAGUUCUUGAAUGGAUUCCUGGAAUUGUGGUGGAGCAUGCCUCGGAUAAACAUUGAUAUGUAUGUCGAGACGAAGUUCCUAGAUGCUGGGGAAAGAGGUGUGAUACCGGAGCGAUUGACUGCGCCGAUCAAAGUUGCGAGAGGCGAUAGCCAGAACGUGGUGAAGAAAGCUGGCUUUAGCGAGCGUGGCGAAAUCACGAUAUAUGACGAGAAGUAUAUCUUGUUCCGACUGCUUUCUCCAAAGUAG
Alternaria burnsii is the source of this 1722-nucleotide messenger RNA. RefSeq lists its product as uncharacterized. Bases 1 to 1722 code for a protein of 573 amino acids. The record is from RefSeq and is a predicted model, not a curated record. Gene Ontology annotation, cellular component: membrane. Lineage: Eukaryota; Fungi; Ascomycota; Dothideomycetes; Pleosporales; Pleosporaceae. Gene Ontology annotation, molecular function: acyltransferase activity, transferring groups other than amino-acyl groups. The transcript is spliced from 4 exons. Gene Ontology annotation, biological process: polysaccharide biosynthetic process.